CUUAACACUGCGUUCGAAACGAUCAGGUGUGCCUUUCUAGCUCGCGAUAGUUGCUCCUUGGUUUGAUGUGCCUGCUCUUUUUGUAGCGCGCGUGCAAUACUUUAUGUAUUAUUUCAAUCUUGGAUCUUUUAAAUCAACAACUUGAUCUGGUGUUGUCGUUGUUACUCUGUGAGUGCUUGACUGUUAUAAGAAAAGUUCUAACGGUUGCGACCAGUUGUGAUUAAUAAAUAACGAAAUCGACAACUUUUUUUUCUCCAUAAGUGUUCAGUGAUUGUGAAACUGCACGAAAUUAACGACGUGAAGAAAAGAAAAAAAAUGUGGUAAAGGUGUGCAUAAACCGUCAAGGCGAAUCAGUGUAUAAAUCUAACGAAAAAAUAAAAAUAAUAAUAAUAGCGUGGAUUGUAAAACAUACCUAUAUAUUUUUUGGAACACAAACGUGAUCUGUUGGAUAUAAACUUAUUUCAACGCGAGAUCAAUUACAUAAUAAUUGUUCAAGUUAUAAGAAAUGGUGUUAGUGGUGUGUAAAUACAAUCUGCAAAAGUGAGAAUAAUUCAGCCAAUUCAUCCGAUUUCUGUGACACGCUUAAUAGACACACAUACUGAAAGAUUGCUGUCUUGUGGUUGCAGCAUUUUGGAUAUACCUAUUUAGCACCUUAGCUUACACCAUCACUGUUGCCCACCUGAAUUUGGACCACGCUGCCUCUUUAUCUUCUGUCGACAGAUAGCACGCGACGCGCAUCAUUGACUAGAAGCGUUAAAAAUUAAUAAACGACGUGUGGAACGAGUUCGUACAGCAAACAGAAAAGAGAUUCAUCAUGCAACCAACCAACCAGUAGCAACACAUAAUCGGAAGAUAAAGUGCAAAUCACUGCGGAGUCCUCCUAGGAACACAUUCAAAUACUUGGUGAUAUCAACACAAAAGCUUCAAAAUGACUGCAGUGGAAGUUCAUUCGGGCUACAAAUACUAUGGAAAAGCAAAAGAUCCCAACAAAAAGAUAGUGUUGAAUCACCUGAAUAUGAGUGUUACUAGAGGAUCAAUAUAUGGAUUGCUGGGAGCUUCAGGAUGUGGCAAAACAACACUACUCUCGUGUAUAGUGGGUCGAAAAUUUUUGAACAGCGGUGAAAUUAGUGUACUUGGAGGCACACCUGGAACGCCUGGAUCGGGAGUACCGGGACCAAGAAUUGGCUAUAUGCCGCAAGAAAUUGCCCUUGUGGAUGAAUUCUCAAUCAAAGAAACGAUUUAUUACUUUGGACGCAUAUACGGCAUGUCAACAGAGAAAAUACGAGAACGAUAUAAACUUCUCAAAGAACUGCUGGAGCUACCAUGCGAUGAUCGACACAUCGGAAAUUGUAGUGGAGGUCAACAGAGACGAGUUUCUUUCGCUGCUGCCAUGGUUCAUGAACCAGAACUGUUGAUCUUGGACGAACCGACAGUUGGUCUUGACCCGCUAUUACGGGAAAGAAUAUGGCACUAUUUAGUCGAUACAACAAGUACAAGCAAAUUGGCUGUGAUUAUAACUACGCACUAUAUAGAGGAAGCAAGACAAGCUUCUUGUAUUGGUUUAAUGCGAAAUGGUAUUCUGCUGGCGGAAGACACGCCUGUAAAUAUUAUGGAGCUUUUUAAUUGUACAAAUCUGGAAGAUGCCUUCCUAACCCUUUGCCAAAAACAUGGUCCAUCAGAAGAGGCCGAUCAAACUACUCAUCAGACACACACAUUACGUAGUAUAAAAUCCAUAGACGGAAUAGAGGACGUUGGUUCUGAUAUCAAAAAAUCCAUCCCGCCACUGUCGUCUCCAAACGAUGAAAAGAAAGAGAUGAGUAAAAGUUUGUACGAGGAAAGUAGGAAACCGAUUACGAAAACUAUAAAAGAGUUUUUAAGCUUUACGACGAAACGAAGAAUGAACGCAUUGCUUUCGAAGAACUUCCUACAAAUGAUCCGGCAACCUGCUGGAAUGGUUUUUCUGUUCCUUUACCCCAUAUUUCAGUUGGUAAGUUUUUAUGUAGCGAUAGGUGGUGAUCCAAAAGAUCUUCGACUGGGCAUUGUCAACGACGAGGUUAACAACAUACAGGAGUGCUUCAACAGGUCCCUGACUACUACAUUCUAUCAUGACGAUUACGAUUGCGAGUUAUACAAAGUUUCCUGCCGGUUUCUGGAUCAUCUGAAUCGGAGUGUUGCGAUACAGGAGUAUUACGAUACAUACGACGAGGCUUAUAAGGCAGCCAGGAAUGGGAAAAUUUGGGGAUUCAUUUAUUUUGCCGACAACUUCACUGAGUCAUUGCAAGACGUGAGAGACAACGUGCGAGAUGCGGACGCCGGAUCCUUCCACACUUCAGAAAUCAAGGUUUAUCUAGACAAAUCGGAUCAACAGGUGACAUUCUUUCUCGAAAAGAAACUAAUUGAUACAUACAAGGAGUUCGCCGAGGGAGUAAUGACCGAUUGUCAUCUUCCGAAGCAGUUGGCAAACAUCCCAAUCAAGUUUGAGGAUCCCUUGUACGGUACAUUCAACGAUCAGUUUACUGAUUUUAUGGCACCAGGAGUGGUAAUGACAAUGAUCUUCUUUCUUGCCACCCUCAUCACCGCGACGAUAUUUAUCACCGAUCGACUAGAGGGAGUAUGGGAUAGAACAUUAGUAGCAGGUAUCACGGCCCUCGAGUUGCUGUUAGCACAUAUAAUUACGCAAACGUCGAUUAUGCUAAUCCAAUGCAUUGAAAUUAUUCUUCUGGCUACGUUCAUAUUCGACGCACAGAAUCACGGCAGCAACAUCACGGUUGUCGGUCUGCUGAUGCUUCUGGGCUUCGCUGGAAUGCUGUAUGGGUUAUUAAUUUCCAUAUUUUGCGACGCACACUCUACGGCUAACUUUAUGGCGACAGGUAGCUUCUAUCCAAUGAUCAUCAUGUGCGGAAUUCUAUGGCCCUUGGAAGGUAUGCCUCAUUAUCUGCAAUACGUGGCAUACUGUUUCCCUUUUACGGUGCCUUCGAUGGCAGUGCGUAACGUGCUUUCCAAAGGAUGGAGUAUCACAAACUCCCAGGUCUAUAUGGGCUAUGGAGCAAUUGGUAUCUGGAUAAUGAGUCUACUGUUACUCUGCUUUAUCGGAUUGAAAAUCAAGAAAUAGAGGGUCCAAACUGCCCAUAACCUUUCCGCUCAAUGAAUAGCAUUUUAGUUAGUUGUUUCUUUUGUUAGCUCUGUAAAUAGGUACUACAUAGGAAUUGCAGUUACACGAUUGGUUGUUCAAUCGAGAAGAUGCAAAAAACAUGCUUAGAUUGGAGAUUGCUUGCAAGAAAUUGGAUGUUUCAGGUCAAUAAGGCUUCUAAUUGGUCAGCGCGUUGAAAAGUAAGAAAUUCAUCAAAUGAGUACCAUCACUUUUAUACAAUCUCUCUAAAAUAAGUGUAGCAACGCAAUCAACGCUGCUACCGAUGUGAUAGCUUUUACGUAAGGUAUAUUCUGAAAGUCUGUUAUUUAUAAUACCGAAAUUUUUUAAGAUAUUAUUUUGCAAUAAAGGAUGAAUGCGAAUAAUAGUAGCUUUGUAUUGUGAUGAAAGUAAUUUAUUUUUGUGAUGCAUACUUGCAGAGCAACAAGCAAACCUCAAAGCGAAGAUGCAACAAUGGAUCACGAUAUGGUGUCAUUGGGAUUUUGACACGCUAUAUGUGUUUACUGGAUUACAAUCCAUAGGGAACAUUCUAGUAGUGUGGUUAAGUUGGGAAACAGUUUUAAAACAAAUACCAGUAGGUCUACGGAAACAGCCAAAAUCCUUUUAACUACAGUGUCUUUUAUAUUUUAUGCUUUUGUAUAAAACUGAAGAUCUAAUAUUUUUCAAUAAACGAAUAACCUCAA
Ochlerotatus camptorhynchus is the source of this 3831-nucleotide messenger RNA. RefSeq names its product ABC transporter G family member 20. The record is from RefSeq and is a predicted model, not a curated record. The coding region runs from base 929 to 3112 and encodes 727 amino acids. Gene Ontology annotation, cellular component: membrane. The transcript has 12 exons. Lineage: Eukaryota; Metazoa; Arthropoda; Insecta; Diptera; Culicidae. Gene Ontology annotation, molecular function: ABC-type transporter activity; ATP hydrolysis activity; ATP binding.